Messenger RNA from Seminavis robusta, 3612 nucleotides. NCBI's taxonomy places the organism in Eukaryota, Bacillariophyta, Bacillariophyceae, Naviculales, Naviculaceae. The record is from the annotation of a GenBank genome assembly.
AUGUCGUCCGGAAAUCCGUCCGGAAUUCCUCCGCCAAUUGUGCGCCGUCCCAUAGCUUUCGGGCAGCUCGUGAUAGCACACAAUGCGGCAGCACGCAAUGCGAUGAUUGCAAUGGCACCGACUCGUCCUGUUGCUCAGCACCAAGUCCCUGCCGUCCAGCCAGAGCCCGCCAAGAAAAAAAGGGCAUCGUUCAAGAGAACAACACGUAGCAAUGCUGAAUGGAGAGCAGAGCUCCUUGGUAUUUACGCUGGUCGCUUUCCAGAUCCGAAAGGAAUUUCUCUUCGCAGCUACGUCGGUGUUGACCACUAUAAACGAGUUCAGUACGUGUGGAAGCAAUUGUCAUUGGAGCAAUCUCUCUUGGAUGGCAUCAACCCAGCCAAUCCAGUGCUGGUUGCGACAAUCAACGAACGAUUUCCCGUGAUCGAUCGAGUCAAUGAAAAUCAAACAACAAAGCAACGGAAUCGAACAAACCCAACAAAUGAAAUGAGGACGAAUGCUGAUUGGAGAAAGCUAUUGCUCAAUAUUUAUGAGUUUCUCUUGAGUGCCAAAGCAAAUCAACGAAGAGAAUCCGUCCACUCCUACUGUGCAAAAGUCUUGCAGUCAACAAGCCAGUAUCGAAGAAUCCAAGACGUUUGGAAAGAGGUUGGAUUCUGCAGCUUGUUUGAAUUGGGGGCUUGCUUUUCUGACAACCGGUUGAAGCAAGCGCUAGAUGCGAAGUUUCCGGAAACAGAAACCACGGAGCAAACUAUGGAACUGGACGCACCAGCACGUCGUCGUCGAGAUCUCUCUGUUAGUUCCAAUUCCUAUUUUAACCAAGACGAAGAAGCCGUUUUGUGCGAAAGUGUCGCUGCUUUUGCCAAAUUAGGCUACCCAAUGAAUAAGAACAAUUUGAAAGCAUAUGCCGAUGCUUUCAUGGCAGCUGAGGGUUUGAUGACAGAUGCGAAUGGAGGCAUCAGUAUGGACACCAUUGAAAGGAUUUACAAGGAAGGUCGGAUGAAAGCAAAGGCCAAUGUUAAUCCUAUCGACCCAAAGAGAGCCUCUCAGGCUGAUCCCCAGGUAUUGAAUGCUUUCUUUCAUCAACUUGAUGCCUGGAUAAAAAUUGCUCAUGAAGUGAACCCAGAAGUGUGGCCCGAAGACAGAUACGCCAACGUGCCUCCCAGUCGCAUCUAUAAUACGGACGAACAAGGUCCAAACCCAACAGCCCUUCGAAAUCCUGUGCUGAUCCCUGAGGAAAUGGUGACCAAUUUGUCGAGGCUGUUUCAGAAUACUCGCGAGGGAGAUGGAAAGAUGCAGUUCCAUUACUCGGUGGCCAACAUCGUCCGUGCUGAUGGCGCCCAGUGUCAUCCUCAUGAAUCCGUUGAAGGUGCUCCGGCACCUUAUGUCAUUAUCUCUGAUGGUUCCAGCAGCAACGAUUUAGACAACAUGGAAAAAGCGGAUCGCGAUAAAGCACUCGCAAACCAGAGUGAGAGCAACACACGGAUUCAACUCAACGCUGCCGUGUUAGAAGGCUGGUUCGAUGAAUUUGAGGUUGGAAGCAAAGAUGACAUCGUCAACAAAUUUGGCUUUCAGGUCCGAACAACACCAACCGGUAGUAUGCUGAAGCGGACGUUUUAUGAUUUCAUUCUUCAUUUCACGAAGCAGUUACCACAUGACCAGGGGCCAAAUGGUAUUGGUGUUGUUUUGUUCUUGGAUUGGCAUUGCUCACGAGAGUGUCCCCAAUCCUUGAUCCUUGCUUUUCUCAAGUACAACAUUCUUAUCUUUGUGUUGCCAUCCAAAACCAGCAUCUGGGCCCAGCCAUGUGAUAAUGGAAAGAACGAAUUGACGGCAAAAGAUAUUGCACAUGCUGCCCAUAACCUUGGCCUCUUUGUUGGCAGUGCAUUGGACUAUCGAGAUGCGAAUCGAGUUUUCCGUGCAGGGCUGGAAGCCAAUUGUGUUCAACAGAACGAUGAGCUCCGGCGUACCGGAAGUAACGCCGCUGCCACUUCAUUUGCAAAGACUGGGCUUUAUCCGAUGAGUUACGAGAAUGAGGGAUGGAACAACGCUUUCCAGACUUUCAACAAACUGAAUCAGCUUGUUAAACAGAAGAAGCAAGAAUCCGGAGAAAAAAUUCCGACGAUUGUUUGGGUGACAAAGCCAAGGCCAAUCGACGAACGAGAGCCCUUGAGCGAAGCAGAGGAAGAGUCAAUCCGUUCUUUUCUUUCAAAGGACGACUUCUUGUUAGGCACCGAUUCAAGCGACGCUGUAUCGGAGACGACUGAGGCAAUUGAUUUGCCUCUUCUCUUCCUUGCUGUCGCGAUCGGCGAUCAUCUGCUUGGUGUUUAUGCCGAAGACGAAAACAGAGAUAUUGACAAUCCACCAACAGCAACCCAUGAUUAUGAAGAAGCCGCUCUGAAGCUUGUUCAAUUUGUGGGUGUGACGAAAGAUAAUAGAGUGGACACAAACUGCACGCUGACUGAAGAAGAAAUUGCCCGCGACAAGCUCCGAACAAGGCUUUCUGUGCUCAAGUUUGGUGAAGCCAUAACACUCCGAAAGAAAGAAACAAACAGGCAUGGAGAGCAUCUUACAAUCAAACUCAUGAAGCAGCAUGUGAGCAGAUUCCUUGUGCUCGACAAUCAACGAAGGCAAAGCCGUAAUCUUGUCACAAUGACAGCGAGAGACCUCAUCGAAAAUUACUUUGACAACAGUGACGACGAGACUUAUACCCUGACUAAGAAAGACAAGCGAAAGCAUCAAAAGAAGGCCAGAGUCGCACGAAAGCGGCUUAACAUGUCAAUGUGUGAUGAAGCAAAGGAGAGAGCUGACAUGCAGAGGUUGGAGCGAAAUGUGUCUUUGAUCACGGAACGCCUUUCGACAAAGAGAUCAAGAUUUGCCUCGAAACUAGCCACUCUGAUGGAAGAAGAGGAGCUUGACAUGGAGCAGCUUUACCUGGACUUUGAAGGCGUCGUCUUCGAACCAUACGCUGAUACAAUAUCUGUGACAAGAGGUGAGGUGUCGAAAGACAUCUCUGUCACCCGUGUCGGCACUGACACCACUGCAGUUGGUCAUCUGAUGGAAACCGUGCUCACAAAGCUAAUGCUUGAUCUCAAGUCGAAGGGACCAGAUAAGAAGAAGCGAAAGAGAAGACGCGGUGCAGGGCAGGCCACCAACCUUGGGAAGAGCGGAUUGAGUGUUGGUAUUUUGAUCCAAAGGCAAAACAAAAUGGAAGAGGUAAAGUCGUUACAAAAGGAAGAGAAGUCGCUUGUUGAUGCCGUGAAAAGAGCAAAGUUGCUGCUUGCGCAAGCAAAGGAAAUAGUCGACAGCCAAGAACUGAAAGAUUCGUUCUGGAAGUGGGACAUUGUCAAGGGCAAGAAGAGAGAGAUACUGGCACGACUUUGUGGCGUCUACAAGUCUAGCAACAAUGCUGCAGAAGUGGCAGCUAGCCUGAAGAGCUUGCAAUUGACAAAGGAGAGUGUGCUGGCGAAAAUCAAAGCAUUGGCUGAAUCGAUUGCUGCCAAGGAAAGAACUAUCGCCCCUGUUGUAGCCGAGAGAAGAGAGCGCGAAGACUUUCUAUUGUGUACUGCCGCCCACGCGGAAUCCGAGAAAGAAGACGACGACGUUGAAGAAGAGGAGUAA